AUGGUUGGGGGUGAAGCAAUAUUUCAAAGAAUUUAUGUGUGUCUGGCUACUUGUAAAAAAGGGUUUUUAGAAGGGUGCAGGCCUGUAAUUGGGGUUGAUGCUUGCCAUUUGAAAGGUCCUUAUCCUAGGCAAAUAUUAACUGAUGUAGGAGUUGAUAGUAAUAAUGGUCUUUUCCCAAUUGCAUAUGCUGUGGCUGAGAUUGAAAACAAGGACUCGUGGAUUUGGUUUCUGUCUUUGUUGAUUGAAGAUUUAGGUAUUAGAAAUGGUUUAUCCUGGGCUUUCAUAAGUGAUAAGCAAAAAGGGCUCAUACCUGCCAUUGCACAUGUACUACCAACUGCAGAGCAUAAGAUGUGCGUCCGGCAUUUGUACAAUAAUUUCAGAGCAACACAUCUUGGUCUCACUCUUAAACACAUGUUGUGGGUAGCUGCCAGAGCCACUACUAUUCCUUGGUGGGAAGCAGAAAUGGAGAAGAUGAAGGAAGAGGACUUGGAAGCUUGGAAAUGGUUGGUGCAGAGACCACCCAAUAAUUGGACUAGAUCUGAUUUUCAUCCAAGGUAUAAGUGUGAUCUUCUACUGAACAACCUUUGUGAGAGCUUUAAUACAGCUAUAAUUGAUGCCAGAGAUAAUUCCAUUUUGAUAUGUUUGGAAAGUAUUCGAAUGUAUGUGAUGCUUAGGAUGGCUAAUCGAAGGGCUGCUUGUGGUAAAUGGAAACACCCUGUUGGCCCAAGGAUAUUCAAAAUAAUUGAGAAGAACAAGAUGGGAGCUUCUCAAUGCAUUCCUAGAUUGGUUGGGGAUAAAAUGUAUCAAGUCAGUCACAUGUAUGGUGGGGAGUUUGUUGUAGAUCUUGCAGCAAUGUCUUGUAGUUGUAGGAGAUGGGAUUUAUGUGGCAUACCCUGUGCACAUGCUAUUUCAGCUAUAUUCCACAGAGAUGAAACCCUGUUGAAUAUGUACAUGAGUGUUAUAAGCCAAAGACAUACAUGA
Molecule: messenger RNA, 981 nt
Organism: Prunus avium (sweet cherry)
Lineage: Eukaryota; Viridiplantae; Streptophyta; Magnoliopsida; Rosales; Rosaceae
Source: RefSeq, a predicted model, not a curated record